UCACAGGGCGGACGGCGAGGAGAGCGGCGGACGGCGGGGAGCUGAGGGGAACAGGAAGGGAGGCGGAAGGAAGGAAGGAGGUGCGUUUCCCGCCACCUGGGGUUUCUCUCUUCACGUCGGACCUUCUGAGGCUCAGCCACCCCCAGCUGCGAGCGGGCGCGUGGGGCUGAAGAAAAGAAGAGGUGAUGCGUUUCGCACUAGCGGCCAUCGCCACUGCCACCCCUGCUGCCGCCGCCGCCUCCACCGCCGCGGCUGCCGCCUCCACCGGGUCCUAGGGCUGCUGCGCUAGAGCGGCUUCUCUCGCACCUCCGUCUCUCCCACCCACCCGCUUUUCUUUUGCACUCCCCCACUUGGCGCUCCCCUCAGUGGCGAGCCCCGGGCUCGAUAUGAGCCGCGACGCCAACUUCAUUUAUUCUUGAACGACCGACGACACUCAACUUUGCGGCCCGUUCUCCUCCCGCCUCUUCUUUCUCUCGUGGGGUUGGCAGAGGGGGAGUAACCGGCUAACCCUUGAAGAUGAGGGUGAACGCGGUGCACUGGUUCCGCAAGGGGCUUCGGCUUCACGACAACCCGGCGCUGAAGGAGGUCAUCCAAGGAGCCGACACGGUGCGCUGCGUCUACAUUUUGGACCCCUGGUUCGCGGGCUCUUCCAAUGUGGGGAUCAACCGGUGGAGAUUUCUGCUUCAGUGUCUUGAAGACUUGGAUGCCAAUUUACGAAAGUUAAAUUCUCGUUUGUUUGUGAUACGAGGACAGCCAGCAGAUGUGUUUCCUAGACUUUUUAAGGAAUGGAAUAUUACAAAACUCUCUAUUGAAUAUGACUCUGAGCCAUUUGGGAAGGAGAGAGAUGCAGCAAUUAAGAAGUUGGCUACUGAAGCAGGCGUGGAGGUCAUUGUACGAAUUUCACAUACUUUAUAUGAUCUAGACAAGAUUAUUGAAUUAAAUGGAGGACAGCCACCUCUUACCUAUAAGAGAUUUCAGACUCUAAUAAGUAGAAUGGAACCAUUGGAAAUGCCAGCAGAAACUAUUACUGCAGAAGUAAUGUCAAAGUGCACCACCCCAGUUUCUGAUGACCAUGAUGAGAAAUACGGUGUUCCAUCACUGGAAGAACUAGGUUUUGAUACAGAUGGACUGCCGUCUGCUGUUUGGCCAGGUGGAGAAACAGAAGCUCUUACAAGAUUGGAAAGACAUUUGGAAAGAAAGGCUUGGGUAGCAAACUUUGAACGGCCACGAAUGAAUGCAAAUUCUCUUCUUGCAAGUCCUACAGGACUUAGUCCCUAUCUACGCUUUGGCUGUUUGUCCUGCCGCCUCUUUUAUUUCAAGUUAACAGACCUGUACAAAAAGGUAAAAAAGAACAGUUCUCCUCCUCUUUCUCUCUAUGGUCAGUUGUUAUGGCGUGAAUUCUUCUAUACAGCAGCCACAAACAACCCACGCUUUGAUAAAAUGGAAGGCAAUCCUAUUUGUGUACAAAUUCCAUGGGACAAGAAUCCUGAAGCUUUGGCAAAAUGGGCAGAGGGCAGGACAGGAUUCCCUUGGAUUGAUGCCAUCAUGACCCAGCUACGUCAGGAAGGCUGGAUCCACCAUUUGGCCAGACAUGCUGUGGCUUGCUUCUUGACUCGAGGUGAUCUGUGGAUUAGUUGGGAAGAAGGAAUGAAGGUAUUUGAAGAAUUGCUUUUGGAUGCUGACUGGAGUGUAAAUGCAGGCAGUUGGAUGUGGUUGUCCUGUAGCUCCUUCUUCCAACAGUUUUUCCACUGCUACUGUCCUGUGGGUUUUGGCAGAAGAACUGACCCUAAUGGGGACUAUAUCAGACGCUAUCUGCCUGUACUCAGAGGUUUUCCUGCAAAAUACAUAUAUGAUCCUUGGAAUGCCCCUGAGGGUGUACAAAAGGCUGCAAAAUGUAUUAUAGGAGUGAAUUACCCGAAACCCAUGGUAAAUCAUGCUGAGGCAAGUCGCUUGAACAUUGAGAGGAUGAAACAAAUCUACCAACAGCUGUCACGAUAUAGAGGAUUAGGCCUCCUUGCAUCAGUGCCUUCUAAUGGAAAUGGAAAUGGAAACGGUGGCCUAAUGGCUUACUCUCCUGGGGAAAACCUUCCUGGCUGUCCCAGUGCAGGUGGAUCUCAAAUAGGAACUAACGAAGGCCAGUCAGGGAGUGUUCAGAGCUGUGCUCUAGGAGAAUCUCGUACAGGAACAAGUGGAAUUCAGCAGCAAGGUUACUCUCAAGGGAGUAGUAUUUUGCAUUAUGCUCAUGGGGACAGUCAGAAAACACAUUUAAUCCAGCAAGGAAGAACAUCACUUGGUACAGGAGUGUGUGCUGGGAAACGACCGAAUCCUGAAGAGGAAACUCAGAGCAUUGGUCCAAAAGUACAGCGACAGAGCAGUAAUUAACUGGGUAAAAAUUAGAAUUCGGAAGGAGGCAUUUGAUGAUAGAAAAUAUGCUGUAUUCCACUCUCAGAAGAAAAAAAAGUAGACAUGCCUCUACUGCAUAGUUGAGAAAUAUAACUUCCAAUGGAGAAGUGGACCAAACAGCACUGAACUUAACAUCCUGCCUGGUAGUGGCCAAGAUCCCCUGCUGUUUAGUCCAUGCUUCUAGCUCUCUUAUAUAGGGAUACCCUGAGCAUGACCUGUAUUACUAGCUUCUCUUUUUCCAUUAAACUAUGUAUUAACUUGAUCCUUUGUUUUUGCUUGUUGAGUGAGAGACACUCCCACUUAACUCACCAGCCAUUUGUGUAAUGUGGAGAGCAACUAUUUAUUUUGUUUAUUUGAACCUAUUUGUUAAUGUUUAUGUGCUUAAUAGUUUUUGAACUGAGAAGAUAAUGUUUUUCAUUUUAUUUGUUCUAAAUACCUUCUAUAGAUUUCUCUUUUGUUCCCUCCCUAAGUUGCAGCUUAUCUAAGACUGUGUCCCAUCUGUAACUUGGUAUUUUCCUCCUCUAUAUUUCUGCUCCACUCUUGUCCCUUAAGAGGGAAAAUCAAGAUCCACCCAAAAUAAUCUGUGGCUAUUCUGCACAUGGAAUCUGGGUAAAUAGCAUUGUUUUCCUACUUAAGGUUUUAUUUUGCUGCACAUUUAUCCAGCUUGCAUUUAGAACAAAUAGUCAAGGCUGCCUUGAAGCAUCGUUGAUCCUGAAGCAGUUGUUCUAUUCCAAUCUUAUUUUCAGAAUAGCUAGGGCUACCUGGUAUGGUGGCUGGGGAUUUUGGGGGUUGCAGUCCCAACACAUCUGGAGGAUACCAGGUUGGGGAAGUCUACUAGGACAAUCCAGUUUUCCUUUCAACUCUGAGGAAGGAUUUUGGGAAGUUCACAGAUUCCUUGAAAGCAUGAAAACAGGAAACCCUAAAUGUACUAUUACUGGUUCUUACCAGCUGGAAUACUUAUUUUGCUGUACUUUUUUUCUUUAUGCCAGAAAUACUGUAAACAUGAAGAAUUGCUCCGACAAUACUUAUGAGGUGUCAGCCCAGAUCUUAGUUUUACUUAAAAUGCUGUGACAUUAAGAUCUGCAAAUACACCAGGAAACCAGUAUUAUGGAUUAACAAACUGUUGAGUUUUGCUGAAUUUUUUUUCUGCACCAAGAUGAACCAGUUUUUCCAACCCACUGCUUUACUCUAAUCAACAGCUUCUGGACUAACUUAAAGGGUAAAAAAGACACUUGAAAGAAGCUGUGAUUCAUUUGCUCAGCACUACAUUUCUGCAUUGUUAUGUCUUAAAUUCUUUGUGCUGGGUUCUUCCUUUAUUUUGUCUUUGAGCCACAUCCAAGAUCUAAAUUUCCAGAACUAGUAGGACUCAUCUUGCCAGAGUUCACUCUCCAAUACUGCAGAGCCAUAGGCCUCUGGAGUAGCUUUACUUUGAGGAGCUGCUUCUAUUGUGUGGAGCCUGUACAAUUAUCAGAUAUGAUUUGGUAUAAAAGGCCAGUCUAAUGUUAAAAUCCCCAACCCUAAGAAAUCCUACUUUGCUGUGUCUGUAGAUGCCCUCUAGGCUAGUUAUCCCCAACUUUGAUUACAAACUUUUAGCUGCAAUCUUAAACAUACUUAUCUGGGUGUAACUGAUUGAACUCAGUAGGGCUUAUUUCUGAGUAGACAUGCAUAAGAUAGUACUGCUGGUCUGUCACUUCAGGUGCUGCUUUAUGCAGCCUUUUUUGCCUUUUGGCCUCACUUCCAUUUGAGAUGCUUUUGACAUAAAUUACCUGUAGUUUGAAAUCUGUAAACCUGUUUUCUUUACCCAUCUCUGCUUGUAUUUUUAACUUACAGCAGUGUUGAGAGAAGGAUCCACAUCCUAAAAUUUCAGGGCAAAAUUAUAUCACUUCAUAGUGGAAUUAAAUUUUUGUGAGGGUACUUAUAGUACAAUUUUCAUUUUCAUACAUUUAUUUUCACACUCUAAAUUGUUGUAAUCAGGUAUGAUUUUUUGGAAUGCAUUGUUUCUAACUGGCAUUUAUAUGGUUUUUAAACUUUUAAUGACUUUCACAAGAGGCUAAUAGAGAUUUUUGUAAAUACAGCAUUUGGUGAUGAGUUUGGUAACUUAAUGUAAAUAUAAGCAUUCAUGAUUAGUGAUAGAUUCAUCAAUAUAUUUUUGAUAUUUCAUGUAUGGCUUUCACUAAAGGCAUUAAUGGAUUGAUGUAUAAUGGAAAAUGUCCAGGCAAUGAUGACCUUUUUAGAUUUAAUAUUUUUAGAUUUGGGACAGGAUUUUUGACCUCUUUAUGAUCCAAGCUCUGUCUUUUCAAAAUGUCAGCUCUUGUAUGUCUGUGAAUAAAAUACAACAGAGAAGUUAUUGUAUGGAAAUACAGUUGUAUAUAAGCCCCAUGCCAAUAUUUUUGUUAAACAACAAAGUUGUCAUGUAAUACGUCCCAUUCUUGUAUUUCCCACUGCCUUGUUCAAUCACAGUGAGGAUUCCUUGUUAAUAAAAAUGUAUAUACAGUUUGUUUCA
Messenger RNA from Varanus komodoensis (Komodo dragon), 4906 nucleotides. RefSeq names its product cryptochrome circadian regulator 1 (gene CRY1). Gene Ontology annotation, biological process: entrainment of circadian clock by photoperiod; negative regulation of DNA-templated transcription; circadian regulation of gene expression. The record is from RefSeq and is a predicted model, not a curated record. Gene Ontology annotation, molecular function: DNA binding; FAD binding. Lineage: Eukaryota; Metazoa; Chordata; Lepidosauria; Squamata; Varanidae. The transcript is spliced from 13 exons. Gene Ontology annotation, cellular component: nucleus; cytoplasm. The coding region runs from base 517 to 2382 and encodes 621 amino acids.